Molecule: messenger RNA, 1296 nt
Organism: Cyanidioschyzon merolae strain 10D
Lineage: Eukaryota; Rhodophyta; Bangiophyceae; Cyanidiales; Cyanidiaceae
Exons: 1
Coding region: 1-1296 (431 amino acids)
Biological process (GO): SCF-dependent proteasomal ubiquitin-dependent protein catabolic process
Cellular component (GO): SCF ubiquitin ligase complex
Molecular function (GO): protein binding
Source: RefSeq, a predicted model, not a curated record
AUGAAACCUGCUUGCGUGACGGACUCUGUGAAGAAGCCGCUCAGCCUUUGUGCUAAAGAAGAAAGGGAUAUUGAGGGUAACCAGAACGCUUUUGAGGGCGCGGAAAGUGCCCUCGAAAGACCCGACUCGGUUCCUUACUUGCUCAAAGUGCUCCGCCAGUUGAUCCUCUACGUAGAGACGAAGCCUGCGCUCAUGGACGGUUCAGCAUCCUUCAUACGCGACUUUCUAAGAACGUUUUUGAUACAGACGCAGGCCGCUAGCGUGCAGGAUAGCUGGACGGGCGGUAACAACCUGCGGGAGCCGCUUUGGUUUGCAAGCGCGGGAAGCGCGUCCGGCAACGGGAUGCUCUCACCUGCCGCUGCCUCCGCUGCACACCUUGAAAUCGAAGCCAUGGACGCCGCGGAAGACUUUAUGGUUGAGGAAGGUAGCAGCGGCUUGGGGAGUGGUUCAGCAGUGCCAGAAGCCGACGGCGCCGAGGAGGCUUCGCGGGGCUCCGCGCGCGUAACCCUAGUUCGCGCACCCUUGUCGUUGAGCGCGCUGUCGUCAAGCGCGGCAGCGUCGAGCAGGUACCAAAAGGCGUCCCGUGAGACCAAGUCGUAUGUUCUCGGAAAUAGACCGACGACUAUAUCCGAUCUACCAGAUGAUACUUUGCGUCGAAUCUUCACCUACAUGAAUGGUCCUCAACUAGGGCGCGUGCGGGGCGUAUGCAAAAAAUGGUGCAAAUUUGCUUCGGACGAAAAUUUGUGGCGAAAACUGUGCUUGGAGAAUUGGCGAGCACUCGAAACCGACGCAUAUCUUUGGCGACUCUUGUUGGACUAUCACCUGAGCCAAGAAGCGCAGGCGUCCAAUCGAGAGCCCCUGGUCUCCGAGGACAGUCGAUGGCGUUUCAUGUAUCCGAUUGUGCGAUACGUACCCAAGUGGACGUGCCGGCUCCAGAAGACUGGUCGAUUCGUGUGUCGCUUGGUUGCGCACCAAAUCGGGGGACCCCUCACCGACGAGGAGAGCAUCCCGCCAGUCGUCGUCGUCGAGCGGCGUUUCAACCUCAACCAUCUGAAUGAGUUCGUGCUUCCUGAUGCAGCAGUGUUCUACUUCGAACCGGAACGCGAGGAGGAUAGGGACGGAUACCAGAACUUUAUCGAAUACCUGAUACAGCGACAUCGAGCUGGUCUUGCGCUUGACGAGGAGCGUCGGAUCAUUUUCAUCCCACCAUGCGCUUACAGUCAAAACGUUCUGCACUACAAUGGCGAGGCAUUGCUGGGCGUUGUUCAGCACUCCUAUCCACCGCUAGCGGGCUAG